GCCACGUAGGGAAAGUGGAACUAAUACAAACACCGGUACUUUGAAAACAAGCUUAUGCAAAAUGAAAAUCAAAGAUACAAGUAGGAUACAUGUUAGAAGACAAUUUGCAAGUACAGCCCAGAGGCGUCUUGGACUUCUGGAUGCGUUUUUACCAAUAUCUUUAUUAGCUUAUUUUCAAGAUGCUGCUGCCGCAGGAGAUAAUGUGUCGGAGUCAUCUUUGGCAUCUUCUGAAAAGAACGAUUAUUUAUUUGAAUCGUCGACAGAAAAAGGAGAGAAAGGAUCGAUUGUACAUAAACAUGACAAGCUUUUAAAGUUUUUGAUAGGUACAAAAUCUAUCUUGAUGCAAUUUAGAGAGUUAAGUCAAGAAGGUUGUGAUAUCUUAUAUCCUUUUACUGGUCUUAAAAAUAAUUAUAAAUAUCGUCAAUCAUCUUCAAUCAAUGAUCAACUAUCAAAUAAUUUUCGUAAACGAGUUCUCGAAAGAUUAAAUCCACGUCGAAACACAAUAGACGAACCUCAAUACAAUGCCUUAAACAUUUAUCUCAAAAAUAAAGAUAUGAAAUCGGCUGAAAACAUUGUAGACCUUGAUCCGAGUUCUAUUUCAUUCUUAUUAAACAAACGCAUUAACCAAAGUAUAAAAAAGAUAGAUACUCUUGCUGCCCGUGUGUCUGAUCCAUGUUUGAAGAUUUUAGUAAUAGGAGAGGUGAAAUCGAGGAAAAAAUCUUUGAUAAAUGCACUUAUGCAUCAUAGAAUAGUGCCAAUGGAGCUACAAAUGGAAAGGGUUCUGUUCUGUGAAGUAUUAAAUGUAAAAGAUAACUCUGGUGAAGAAGAAGUUCAUGCUAUUGAAGAUAUUGAAAAAUAUAAUCGAAAAGAUCCGGCAACAUAUUCAAUAAUCCCGUUAGCGAAUCUAUAUAAUACUAUCAGUAAUUCUACCAGGGAGAUUGCUUGUAUAAAGGUUUACUGUAAAGACAGUCGUUACAUCCAAGCGACUCUUCUAAAAGACGAAAUUGUGGAUAUUGCUUUGAUUGAUUGUUCCAAUUUUCUUCAUGACGCGAUUAAAAUCAGAGAUGCCUUUAUGUUUGUAGCUAGUUCUGAGAAUUGUAUUGUGUCAUCGGUCAAAGAUUUGUUAUCUAAUACAUUUGAUGAAAACAACAAUUUAUUUAUUGUGUUAAACCAGUUUGAUAAUAUUUCAGACAAAGUAAAUUGCAAGCAGAUGGUCACGAAUAAAAUUUUAGAAUUCUGCCCAAGCAUUAAACAUGAUGUAGAAUUGCUCCAUUUUUUGCCUACCAAAAAAAAGCCUUCUUUCAAUGUCGCGAAUGAUCUUCAUCAGCUUAGAGAAUCUUUAGCCAAUUUGGUAGCAAAAAAAAUAUUUAAGACCAAAUUUGUACCGGCGCAAGAUUACCUUCGUUCACUUGUUAUAGAUAUUGGAGUUGUUGCAGAAUUUAAUUUAUAUAUGGCAUCAUGUGAGUCUGAAAAGUUCGAACGAGAACUCGAAGAGGACAAAGCAGCUUACGAGCAAUUAUGCAAAGAUUUAGAUGAAAUUAGUUCAAAAGCCAAAAAAUACGCCAAAACAACAUCCAAUUUUAUUAAAAAAAAUACGAGAGACAGGGCAAUAAAUGCCAUCGUUAAUAUGGAACAAAAACCCAACAUUCAUAAAUUAGAUUUUCGUGGGGUACUUUCAACAUUAAGCUUCGCAAACAAUGUCCGUGAUGCUAUGAUAAAAGAAAUUUCAGAAGAAAUUUCUAUGUGCGAGAAAAUAGCGAAAAGGCAUGUUGAUAUUUGUAUUUCUAAAAUAAAUUCAUUGGCAGAAAGAUUGGAGGGGGAAUUUAACGAAAUCAGCCUUGAAGAAAUGUAUUCCGGCCAUACGCUUUCAACUUAUAUUAUUCAAAUUUAUUUCUUGGAAUUUUUCUAUUUCAAACAAAGCCGUGAUCUGAGCACAAAUGAUGAUAGACGCCUUACAAUUGCAGCGACUUCAAAAAUUCUUACAUUUGCAAAUUUAUUGGGGGUUACAAACUUUCUAGGAUUGCCUAAAACGCAACGUUGGGUAUCACGUUUAUUAUGCAUAGCAGGCAUUGGGCUUUUUGUAAAAUAUAUUCUUUGUAAUAUGAGAAUUUCUAUAAUACGAAAAAUAGCUUUAAAAAUACGAGAUCAAUUAAGUCAAACAAAUUUCGUUGAUAAUGAAGCAGAACGUAUAAUGAUGCAAAGCGAUGUAAAGAUUGAUUUAUCGAUUGAAUAUUUGGAAAAACGAAUUAAACAGACGAUCCUCGCUGCACAACAAAGGCGCCUUGUUACUCUUACCGCAUACAAGGGAUCCAUUGAGAGCGCUGAGUUUUUCAAGAAAACAUUCAGAAGAGCCGAAAUAAUUUUCGAAAACUUAGAUAAUUUACGUAAUAUGACUGAGGAAUUGGAAUUUUAA
Messenger RNA from Cetraspora pellucida, 2413 nucleotides. The record is from the annotation of a GenBank genome assembly. Lineage: Eukaryota; Fungi; Glomeromycota; Glomeromycetes; Diversisporales; Gigasporaceae.